Messenger RNA from Pochonia chlamydosporia 170, 552 nucleotides. RefSeq lists its product as hypothetical. The record is from RefSeq and is a predicted model, not a curated record. NCBI's taxonomy places the organism in Eukaryota, Fungi, Ascomycota, Sordariomycetes, Hypocreales, Clavicipitaceae. Gene Ontology annotation, cellular component: EMC complex. Gene Ontology annotation, biological process: protein folding in endoplasmic reticulum. The transcript has 3 exons. Bases 1 to 552 code for a protein of 183 amino acids.
AUGUCCGCAUCCAACUCAGACGUGCCCACCUGGGUCGCGCAGCUGCGCUCCCCUCCAGGCGCCAAGUCCAAAGUCCCAGGCAUCCCCGACCCCAACGGCUUCUCCUCCUCUUCCGGCUCCAAGAAACCCAGCAAGGACGGCAAAAGCCAACCCCGAAAAGCCCCCACCGGCGACGAAAUGGAAACCCUCAAGCUCAAAAAGGCUUGGGAAGUGGCCCUCGCUCCCGUCAAAGCCCUCCCCAUGACCGUCAUCAUGAUGUACAUGUCGGGGAAUUCUCUCCAGAUCUUCAGCAUCAUGAUGGUGUUUAUGGCGUUCAAGAACCCCAUCGCGGGGCUGAUGGCUACGAACACGGCGUUUGAGCGGUUCAAUUCGGACAAGAAUGCGGCUCAGAUUUUGCAGACGAAGCUGGUGUAUGUGGCGAUGCAGCUUGUUGCUCUGGGUGUUGGUAUUUGGAAAGUGAAUUCAAUGGGGUUGUUACCGACAACGAGAUCGGAUUGGUUAAUGUGGGAAUCGUUGAGAGAGUCUGUGGACAAGGCUAUUACCGCAUUGUAA